Molecule: messenger RNA, 1004 nt
Organism: Anopheles bellator
Lineage: Eukaryota; Metazoa; Arthropoda; Insecta; Diptera; Culicidae
Product: ras-related protein Rab-18-B-like
Exons: 3
Coding region: 142-750 (202 amino acids)
Molecular function (GO): GTP binding; GTPase activity
Source: RefSeq, a predicted model, not a curated record
AUCUGGUGGCCAAAAACAGGAAAACAUCACAAGGAAAACUCUUGGCCGUUUGUUUUGUUGUGCAGCGAAAAUUCCAUCACACCAAUUUGAAAAUCAAGUUCUUGUUCUUAUUAACGUCACCGUGCAGAACAACCAGUCACCAUGAACCCGGACCGGAUUUUAGCGACUUUUAAAAUUUUAAUCAUAGGCGAAAGUGGAGUAGGAAAAUCCAGUUUGAUGCUGCGAUUCACAGAGAACGACUUCGACAGCGAUCAAGCGCUCACGAUCGGGGUGGACUUUAAGACAAAAACGCUCGACAUCGACGGCGUGAAGGUGAAGCUGGCCAUCUGGGAUACGGCCGGCCAGGAACGGUUCCGGACGCUCACGCCCAGCUACUACCGGGACGCGCAAGGUGCGAUACUGGUGUAUGACGUCACGAAAAAGGACACAUUCCAGAAGCUCGAAUCGUGGCUGAACGAGCUAGAGAUCUACGGCACGCGCAACAACAUGGCCAAAAUGGUCGUCGGCAACAAGAUCGACCAGCCGGACCGGACCAUCACGAGGGACGAGGGUUUCCGGUUUGCCAAAAAGCACCGCAUGAUGUUCAUCGAAACGUCCGCGAAAACCAGCGAGGGGGUUAAGGAUGCAUUUGAGGAAGUAGUUCGGAAGAUAAUGGAAACGGACGGUCUCUGGGAGCGGAACGAUUACGGCGAUGGAGUUGAUCUACACGGAAACCGUACCCACCCGGCCGCUGGUGGCUGCUCCUGUUAACUCCUGCAUCGAUCUGCAAUCAUCUGGUGAUACGCAAAAUGGGCACACUUCCGGAACCGUAUGGAACGGCCAAUGCUUUUGGUGUGCUACUCGUGCCGUGCAGCUACUGCCUCCGCUAGGCUAGCCGCAUAGGAUGGGAUAAUGUGUUUUAUGUUUGUUUUAGAUAAAAUUUCACUAAACUAAAAACCUGUACACAAUAUAGGAUCUAGCAAUAAGGUCCCCGCUCGGUGGGUUUCAAUAAAUUAUAAACUUGU